Molecule: messenger RNA, 1506 nt
Organism: Penicillium soppii
Lineage: Eukaryota; Fungi; Ascomycota; Eurotiomycetes; Eurotiales; Aspergillaceae
Product: Aldehyde dehydrogenase N-terminal
Exons: 3
Coding region: 1-1506 (501 amino acids)
Molecular function (GO): oxidoreductase activity, acting on the aldehyde or oxo group of donors, NAD or NADP as acceptor
Source: RefSeq, a predicted model, not a curated record
AUGGCCGAUACAUCAGUUCAGCUCACAGCCCCCAAUGGCCACACUUGGACUCAGCCUACUGGUCUGUUCAUCAACAACCAAUGGGUCAAAUCCUCCACCGGCGAGAAGAUUGCGACCAUCAAUCCUGCAACGGCAAAGGAAAUCACGUCCAUCCAUGCAGCUUCCACAGAAGAUGUCGACAAAGCCGUCAAAGCAGCCCGCGCUGCUUUAAAUAAUCCCUGUUGGAGAGAUCUCCCUGGUAUUGAUCGCGGCAAGUUGAUGAAUCGUCUCGCCCAGCUUAUCGAAGACAACCGUACGACGCUCGCCACAAUCGAGACUAUUGAUAACGGAAAGCCCUACUCCGUUUCCUUCAACGAUGACCUCACCGAGACCGCCGAGACAAUCCGGUACUACGGCGGAUUCGCCGACAAGGUCUUCGGCCAAGUUAUCGACACGACUCCAGAGAAAUUCGCAUACACUGUCCGCGAGCCGGUCGGCGUAUGCGGACAGAUUAUUCCAUGGAACUUUCCUCUCGCUAUGGCCGCCUGGAAACUCGGACCGGCCCUUGCAUGCGGUAACACCGUGGUUCUCAAGCCAGCAGAGCAAACCCCUCUUUCAAUCCUUUUCCUCGCGAACCUUAUCGUGGAAGCCGGCUUCCCACCCGGUGUCGUAAACAUUGUCAACGGACACGGCGCCGUAGCAGGCGCCGCAAUUGCCUCUCACAUGGACGUCGACAAGGUCGCAUUCACAGGUAGCACGGCAACAGCAAAGCAAAUUAUGAAGAUGGCCAGUGUGAACCUGAAGAACAUCACUCUCGAAACGGGCGGCAAGAGCCCGCUCAUCGUCUUCAAUGAUGCUGAUCUCGAGCAGGCAGUUGAAUGGGCCCACAUUGGUAUCAUGUACAACCAGGGCCAGAUCUGUACUGCUACUUCGCGAAUUUUGGUACAGGAUGAGAUCUACGAUCGAUUCUUGGAAGCCUUCAAGGCCCAAGUGAAGAAUGUCUCCAAGGUUGGCGAUCCUUUCGAGGAAUCUACUUUCCAGGGUCCCCAGGUGACGCAGGCUCAGUAUGACCGCAUCCUGUCGUACAUUGAUGUCGGCAAAUCUGAGAAGGCAACCCUUGUGUCCGGUGGAAAGCCGGCGAACAUUGGUAAUGGAAAGGGCUUCUUCGUUGAGCCUACUAUUUUCACAGACGUUAAUCCCAAGAUGCGGAUUUACCAAGAAGAGGUUUUCGGACCUUUCGUAGUCAUUGCGCGGUUCAGCGAUGAGCAGCAGGCUAUUGAAAUGGCUAAUGACUCGACUUAUGGCCUCGGAAGUGCGCUGUUCACGACUAACCUGACGCGUGCGCACCGUGUUGCGAAGAAGAUUGAGGCUGGCAUGGUCUGGAUUAACUCGAGCAAUGAUAGCGAUUGGCGCAUUCCUUUCGGUGGCGUCAAGCAGUCAGGUAUUGGUCGUGAGCUUGGCGAGGCUGGUCUGUCGGCUUAUUCCAAUAUCAAGGCCAUUCAUGUGAACAUGAAGUCCAAGCUUUGA